Penicillium crustosum is the source of this 198-nucleotide messenger RNA. RefSeq lists its product as uncharacterized. NCBI's taxonomy places the organism in Eukaryota, Fungi, Ascomycota, Eurotiomycetes, Eurotiales, Aspergillaceae. Bases 1 to 198 code for a protein of 65 amino acids. The record is from RefSeq and is a predicted model, not a curated record. The transcript has 2 exons.
AUGCAGUUUUACUCUAUCUUCCUCGCUGCAGUUGCCUUGAUGGUUUCUACUGCCUCUGCCGCCGAUGAACAUUGGCAGAAGGCCGAUGUCGACUGCCUGAACCUCUGCCACGAGCAGCCGAAUGGAUUCACGUGUCCUCCUGAGACCGAAAAAAGCCAGCUUCCUAACGGCUGCUGGACCUGCUGCGACUCUGAGUAA